AUGUCGAACAGAAAGCUCGCACCAGGGUUUGAACUUUCAGCUGAGACUCCGCGAUCAAGCAAGACUCCCUUGUUCAUAGGGGGUAUUCAAGCAUACAUAUACGGCUUGACAGAGGUUUCUGGCGAAGAAAUCGCCGUCUUAUAUCUCGCGCACGGCCGAACACGAUCAUACCUCGACCAAGAAAGCAUUGCGCAUGAGGUACUGCAAAAAUACAGAAAUGAUGCGCGCAAAAAGAUUCCCAUGAUAGCUGUUGCUUUCGAUAUGCGCAAUCACGGCGCCCGCCAGAUAUCUGAAGAAGUCAAUGCAGCAUGGGCAGAAGGCAACAAAAACCACGGUCCGGACAUGAUGUCCACCAUCGAUGGUAGCGUGCACGACUUCAAGCUCCUUCUUGACUAUAUGCCAACGUAUCUACCCUUCAAGAAAUUCCACAACACAAUGAUGGGCGUCUCUUUAGGCGGCCAUAUUGCCUGGCGUCUGCCCCUCGUUGCAAAAGAGCAGCUUGACGGGCUCGUCGUUAUUGUUGGCUGUCCAGAGCUCAACAAGCUCAUGCUCAGUCGCCUUGGCGCUGCACAUGCCCCGAACUACGAAGAGCUGCAGUUGACUGCUGAUCAAAGAGCGAAAUGGCCAGCGGCACUAUUCAAUUCCGUGGAAAGAGAUGACGAUGUUAUUCGUACAGCAUUUCCCCAGAUCCCUAUGCUUUUGUGCACAGGCAAACGCGACACAUUAGUGCCAUCUUUCCAUACAGAGAACUGGUUGUCGGCAAAUAAAAGGGACAAUGUAGAUCUCUUCGUCCAGCAAGACGCAGGGCACGUAUGCACGAAUGAAAUGGUGGCUGGCAUGGCAGAUUGGUUGUGCAAACUAAAUGCGGGCAACAAUGUGAAUAGUUCAAUCUAG
Messenger RNA from Akanthomyces muscarius, 894 nucleotides. RefSeq lists its product as uncharacterized. NCBI's taxonomy places the organism in Eukaryota, Fungi, Ascomycota, Sordariomycetes, Hypocreales, Cordycipitaceae. The record is from RefSeq and is a predicted model, not a curated record. Bases 1 to 894 code for a protein of 297 amino acids. The transcript has 3 exons.